AUGUUUUGGGGUGACCUUGCUGUUCGUAGGAGGCCAGGUUUCUUUUUCUUUACAUCACCCGUUUCCCUGAAGUUGUUUACCCAUGAAACAAUCGACUGCCGGCCAGGAACACGACCACGGGGGGCAAUAUUGAAAUGUCUACGGAAUGCACGUUGCGUUGCGACGAUUGAGCGACCGCUUGAGAAAAAAAAAUGCCUCAACAGCGAAAGCGCAAUCUAUCUAUCUAUCUAUCUAUCUAUCUAUCUAUCUAUCUAUCUAUCUAUCUAUUUAUCUAGCAGAGUGUGUUCAGUAUCUAUCUAUCUAUCUAUCUAUGUCAGUCUGUUCUAUCUAUCUAUCUUAGCCUCCUGUACACAUCUAUCUAUCAAUGUCAGUCUGUCCUAUUUAUCUAUCUAUCUAUCUAUCUAUCUAUCUAUACAUACACGUUUCCUUUCUUUCUUUCCGUCAUUAGUUCUGUAUCAAAACUAUUCUUCUUGUUUUUUCUUUCUUUCUUUGAUUUUUUUCCCUAAUUCCUUUUUUUUUUUUAAUUCAUUACUUCUUACUCUACAUCUUUCUUUUUUCUUUCUUCUUUCUCCAAUCUGUCUUUCUUCUAUCUUACAUUUUAUCAUUUUUCUUCUUUUCGUAUAUUCUCCAUGUCCUUCCUUCCUUUUUUUCAUCGUUUCUUUCUAUUUGGCUGUUAGUUUGCUCCUUUCUUUCUUUCUUUCUUUCUUUCUUUCUUUCUUUCUUUCUUUCUUUCUUUCUUUCUCUGUUUACACUAUAAGUUAUUCCAAAAUUCGCUUGAAAAUGAAACACAACUAA
Acanthosepion pharaonis is the source of this 795-nucleotide messenger RNA. NCBI's taxonomy places the organism in Eukaryota, Metazoa, Mollusca, Cephalopoda, Sepiida, Sepiidae. The record is from the annotation of a GenBank genome assembly.